Messenger RNA from Macrosiphum euphorbiae (potato aphid), 261 nucleotides. The record is from the annotation of a GenBank genome assembly. Lineage: Eukaryota; Metazoa; Arthropoda; Insecta; Hemiptera; Aphididae.
AUGUUAGCUACAUCAGACUCGUCGUUUUUGGCACACCGGAGCCUCCACAUAUGGAAAAAGAUCGGCGAGGGGUCUUUUUCCAAGGUUUACCUGGCCAUAUUUGGAGACACCGAGAACGAUUCAGGCAAACUGAUCGCGACAAAAGUGAUCAACAAGAACCGCGUUUCCACUAAGUUUGUGGAAAAGUUCUUACCCCGUGAACUAGACGUGAUGCUCAAACUCAGACAUCCGUAUAUAGUGCAGGCAAGUUUAAUAUUAUGA